Molecule: messenger RNA, 3318 nt
Organism: Anneissia japonica
Lineage: Eukaryota; Metazoa; Echinodermata; Crinoidea; Comatulida; Comatulidae
Product: adiponectin-like
Exons: 3
Coding region: 1959-2783 (274 amino acids)
Molecular function (GO): protein binding
Source: RefSeq, a predicted model, not a curated record
AUUUUUAUUUGUACAUUCCUGCUUCAAUUUGGUUCACGAAACGGUGGUAGCAUAAUGUCAACAAUACAGGUACUUUCGGUGAUGUGCAUCGAAUAGCACAUACUGCACUCAAACAAUACAGGUAAUGCUCAUUCAUAACACAUAGGCCUAUACGUGAUAAAAGACAAAUCUCCUAUUUGUAAUUCACUGUUUAUUUAAACUCUCAACUCACAGGUAGUGGGCUAAGCUGGUUCAGGUGCGUUAUGUUUAAAGGCGCAGACUAUCAAAAUGAGAAAUAAAACAAUGGACGUUAAGUAGUCUUUUGUACCACAUCACACCUGUCAAAAUCUCGGGAUCCAUGUGAAAAUAUUUCGAAAAUGAGAGUAUAAUGUUGCAGCAUAAAGUGCUAGUUUAUCUAGCCAUCUAGAUUCAAGAUUAAAGAAUUAAUUUGUUGCAGUAGACAACAUAGAGUAAUAUAAAGACAAAUAAAUACAAUAAUUACUACAUAGAUAUUUACAAAAUAUACAGCGAUAGAAUUUCCCAAUAGUUAAAGGGUUUCAAUAUUAAUAAUAACACUUGAUAUUAUUAGGUAGUUAAACAUUCACGUUCAACUCAAAGAAUGUUAAAUAAAUGCCCUUUCUUAAUUAAUUAAUUCCACAUACUCAGUUGUUAAGCUAUUGUAUGAGUUGAACCUAAUCUAACUUUAUACACUCUCUUUACCUAAACUAUAUAAACAUCUCAAUAAAGUAAUGUGGCGAAACGUCCUUCGGAAGCAAUAUUUUAAGCCGUUGGUUCUGUGCAUCAAUGCGGUUUCUCUCUAAUCAUAGCCCAACAUUUUAAUUUGGUCCUAAAUAUUAGCGAUUGGCAAUCAAAAUAGCGUUAUUUGGAUAUAGGAAAAUUAUUAUUUGUUUAAAUUUUUGAUCCGACGACCUAGUCGUUUCUCGCACGACAGGGUAUGGUUCAGGAUUGUCCGACGAGGGGAAAAUGCCGACCCUGUUCUCCACCCCCCUCCCCCCACCCCGCAGGCGCCACCACUGCAAACAAGAAACAUUAUAUUUUAGCGCUGGAAAGGUCUCAGCACAAAUUAUACAUUGUAUUCGGUGGUCACUUUGGAUUCUCAGUUCAUAUCUAUUUACCAUUUUACGCCAGUAGGCUGGUGUUCCACCAUUUACACAAUUCACAAAUUAAACUAAAUUAUCACUCACUGUUACCACCGCAACUGUAAUCCUUUCAUAAGUGUGAGUGUGCCGCGGAGCACAGUAAACUAAUUUAGCAGAACGAUUCUGAUGUUUAUACAGACGUUCAAAUGUUUUCUUUUAUUACAUCCCUAAAAAGUGAAUUGCAUUAAUUCAAGUUUCGUUAACACCAGAGAACGGACAGCAUGAGUACCACCGGUACAUUAAAUCAUGAAAGAAUUAGAUUAAAUCAAUGUAUUUGCAGAUUUUUACACGAAACUGAAUUAAUGGGAACUGAGUAGUGGUCCUCGUCAGACACAACACCAAGGUUGCAGGCAGAAGGCAAUCAUCAACUUUUCUUUCGACUUAUUUGAUUCAAAGCUAUUGUUGGUUAUCUUGACACGUCAGAAGGCAUGCGUCACGUGGUCAUUGCGUGGUUUUGCGUAGGCGUUAUGCACAAUUCGUCAGAGCUAUUGCGCAUUUCACCUACGGAAAGCAUCGUGAGGGCAAUACAUCCAUCUCGUGGUUCUAAACAUCAGUGACGGAUCGGUUUAACAUGCAAUAUUUGUAUUUGUUCUGUUUCAAUUCUAUAGUCUAUAUACACAGAAAGUUCGGUGAAUACAGAGCUCACCUCUGUGCAAAUCAGUUAGCCAUUUUUAAUGUGCUUUGUUACCUGACUUGCCAUGGGUUGUGCGAUGAGGAGUUUUGGCUCCAGGCAGCAUCAGAACAGAGCAAGAGAUCACACGAAGAAUACAAGACAUUUAAAGGACUUAAAAGUUUAUUAGCUACAGAACUUAAAACAACAUGGGAACUUCUGAUAGAAUCAAAAUGUAUUUUGCAUUUGUCAUACAACUCAGCAUUUUAAACAUCAUUCAAUCAGCUGCAGUUCAAGUUGAUGGACCCACUGACACCCGAGCCUGCAGUGUCUGUUGUACUUCUCCUGCAGGAAUUCCUGGAAUUCCAGGUAGCCACGGUCGCCCUGGGUUACCUGGUCCGAUGGGACCAAAAGGAAAUGUUGGAUUGAAAGGACAAAAAGGAUGCCAAGGAUUACAUGGAAAACCGGGGUAUGACGGUAUACGGGGACCAAUAGGGCUACGAGGGUUUCCUGGUAUGAAGGGCGAUAAAGGAGAACAUGCUACGAGCCAACCUAAGUCUGCGUUCUCAGUUGCUUUUGACGAAAAUCCAGGCCGUCUUCUUGCAUUGUGUCCAAUGAAAUACACAAAAGUAAUUACUAACGUGGGAGGCCACUACAAUAAAGAAACAGGCAAAUUUGUUUGCCAAUAUCCAGGCACCUAUGUCUUCCAAUUUACAUCGAUGUCAUCAUCCGGCGGUAGAAUUUCAACAAAACUCGCGAUGAACGGAAAAAGCGUUAUCGCCACGAUGGAGGUGAACAGUCGGGGAAUAAUCGGCUCGGCCAGCAACAUGGUUGUUCUUGAUUUAGUAUCAGGGGAUGAAGUGUGGACUUGGCCUAAUAGAGGUUAUAACUAUUACCAUAGUAAUGAAACCAAGUAUUGUAGUUUUUCAGGCUUCCUGCUUUAUGCAUCAACUAGUGAUGACUCCGGAGCUUUGCCAACAGCGGGUCCAACAAGUCCGACAGGGGAUUCCCGAAAAAUGGGGCCGACUAUAUAGCCUCUGCUCACGACACAAAUGGAAGCCCCUGGGUUGAUGUAGCAUCACGGGGAGAUCAUGCCUAUCCGGGUGGAUUCUAGGAUAGCAAAAUUGAGCCCAGUGCUUUUUUAACCACAAUAUUUGGAACUGCAAACACAUCAACUUUGGUUAGACCAUCUGACGUCACAAGUGCCGUCAAAACAAUAGAGGAUUCAUGGUUAUCCGACAAAGGGGUGGGGGUCUGUGAAAUAACCCUGACUCGCCACCCCACUGACGUUACCACUUGAUUAAUCAUAUGGGAUUUGACAACCAUAGCUGAUUUCAUUCUUACAUUCAUUGGUUUGCCCAAGGCAUGUUCAUCCAGAUCGGCAGAAAAGCAGAUUGAUGUAGAAAACAAAUACAGAUAAUAAAAUUAUAUAAAGAAUAGGCGUAUGCCAAAGUUGCAUACAUGUAGUAAAUAAUGUAGUAUUAUUAUAGAAGCAGAAAAAUAUGAUAUAUUUUCAAGAUGCUCUAGGCACUAUGUGGUUCUUCGUUACCAUCAAUUUACUUGACUUGG